Messenger RNA from Vitrella brassicaformis, 3502 nucleotides. The record is from the annotation of a GenBank genome assembly. NCBI's taxonomy places the organism in Eukaryota, Vitrellaceae.
GGAAAGUCAAAACUGCAGAGAUGGGCCACGAGCACGCGCCAAGAGGGAUGGCGCACAUGGCUCUUAAAACGAGAUGUGGUCUGUGCACUCCAGGUGUCGCGAGAAGUGCUGGUUGCCAACGAGAACGAAGAGAUACGCGUCAAGACAUCAGAGCGGUGAGUAUCAGAUGGCAACAUCCAAGGAAGCGAACAUCCAAACAUGUCGACGUGUCCACCCUGCAUCCCAUAGGCAUCGAACUGGCACAUCGAGGACGAAGGAGAUCGAGGACGACGGAGAUUGAGCGCGACAGAGAUCGAACCGGUCAUCACCAACGGCCAGACACAACACAUCCCGGUGACCCACAUGACACACACUGCCACAGAUGGCUCAUUGGCUGAUGACAAAUAGCCGUAUGGUGACUGUUCAGGUGGGUCAGCGUCCCUUGCGAGAGCGGAGCUGCAUGGGUCGUGGAGCAGCCGUGAUGGCCCGCCUUGCCCUCUUCUGACGCUUGUCAUUGAAGGCCAUCCCGGUCUCAUACGCUCGGAGGGCAUCUUGGUCAGACAGCUCGCUCUCAUUCUCCCAAGCGGGCAAACGACCCUCACGACGCACGUAAUACCGAGCAUGCGAGGCGGUGCGGGUGUGGCGGAUGAUCUCGCGGAUGGGUGGCUUCUCAAUCUCCAUGUACACAUCAUCGUUCAAGUCCAGGGGCGAUAGAGUGGCGGAUGGCUGGCGACGAUUGGAUGAAUAGGAAGGUGGGAUAGCCGAAGAUGAGUCAUCCUGUGAAGAGGGCGGGUCCACAGGACGUGCAUGUGAAUGAUCCAAUCCAUCGCCUUGAUGUCCAGGUGUGUGUGGGUCAGGUUGAUCAACGGGUGGGCUGUCGGCAUCCAGCGCAGAGGCAGCCAAAGAUGACGGGAGGUCAGCUGGAUCGGAAGGCGCAUCAGCUUCAAACUCAACCGGGCUGGGGUCUUCCACCGAGCCGGCCACGGGCAGUCCGACAGCAUCAUCGGCAACCACGGCAUCCAGGGGAACGACGUCCACACUGAGAUGCUCUUCACGCUCUUCGACUUGUGGAUCGGCUGGGCCGGCAGCCUGCUCGUCUGCCGGGGGAAGGGCAUCGAUGGGUGGAGGGACAUCCGCAGAAGCGUCCUCAGCCAAUCCGUGUCCGCCUCCCAGCGAUCCACCGGCGCCAUCGUCCUCUUGAGGCGGGAAUGACUGUGGUGGCUGAGGGGCAGGCCCGUCCGGCUGUCCAUCCCCUUCUCCUGCUUCUGAGCCGACGUGCGUGUCCUUUGGCCGAUAUCUGAAGAGCGGACGAUUCUUGUCUGAGAGGGGUAAGUCGAGGUAGGGGCGCAUGCGGCGCAUGUGGACUGGCUUGCUGCGUGUUGCCCCUUCUCCUGCAGGACGGACAACAUACACCAUCGGGCAGUUCUCCAUCUGCUUGACGACACGAUACGGCCCGGUGUAUCGCGGCGCGAAGGCGGCACCCUUCUUCGCUGGAUCCCCCACAGUCACCCACACCUUCUCUCCGACCUUGUAUUCCCUGGGCGGCACGGGUGGCGAUCGCCGCAUCCUCUUGUCCCGCUCUGCGUCGCGAUUGGCACGACACUUUUGCUGGACGGCCUUGAGCUGCUGGAUCAGGACCUUGCGGUAGUCGUUCCUUCUCAUGACGAUGGGCUGCUCCCACGCGACCAUGACGUCCAGCGGCAGGCGAGCUUCUCGUCCGUAGAGGGCCUCGAAGGGCGACAUGCCGGUGGCUUCGUUCCUGGCCGUGCGGAUACUGAAGAGGAUGAGGGGAAGGAGCACGUCCCAGUCCGUCCGGUGAGAAGCAACGUACCUAGACAGGACCUUCUUGAUGUUCUUCACCAUGCUCUCCGCCUGUCCGUUCGUCUCAGGGUGAUACGAAGACGAGAAGAUGCGACGAGCCCUGAAGAUGGCACACACCGCGUCAACCAACUCAUUGAGGAAGUGGGAGCCUCGGUCGGACAAGAGGCGUCGAGGGCAACCGUGCCGAGCGACGAUGAGAUCGACGAAUGCUUGCGCAACCGACUCUCCGUCAGCAACGGGGAGUGCCACAGCCUCAGGCCAGCCCGUCAGCUGAUCAACAAACACGAGUAUAUAGUGGUUCUUCCUGUCCGUCUCCACAUACGGCCCCAUGAAGUCGACGGCAACCGACGAGAAGGCAUCCUCAUGGAUGGGGAGGGGCAUCUGAGGAUACUUCUCUUUGCGGUGGGGACGGAACGCUUGACAAACGGGGCAGCAGCCCACCCAGGUGGCCACAUCACCAUUCAUCGUCGGCCACCAGAAGCGAUUGGAGAUGCGAUCGAUCGUGCGCACGACCCCCAUAUGGCCCGCCAGCGGUGAGUCGUGGCAGUUGCUGAAGACGAGCAUGCGGAGGGAGGGUGGCACGACGAUACGUGGCGCCCUGGGGAUGGGCGUCCUCCCUCUGUCGGGCUUCCUCAUCAACAGCCCGUCGAUCACGUCAUAGUGGCCCAUCUGUCCCGCGAGCUCCACCUGUCUUGCCAACGCCUCGUCGUCUGGCAGCGUCCUGUCCUUCGAGUCACUUUGUAGGUAGAGAAUGAGCGCACUGAUGUAGGGGUCCUUCUGCUGUUCCUCUCUGAAUGUGUCCAGGUCCACCACCGAUGGUUCAUCAGCUGCAAGGGAGGCCAUGAGACGAGGUGCCAUGUCCUGGGCCGUCACUGGCGCCUGGAGCCGCGGGAGAGGGUCCCAGUGCGAUGCUUGGACCCGUGAGAGGGCGUCAGCCAGGUGGUUCUCUCUGCCGGGCUUCCAGAUGACCGAGAAGCUGUAGUGCUGCAGCAAGACGGACCAUCGGAGCAGCCGUGGAUUCCCCUUCUCGUACGCCUUGGGCAGGGACUGCAGACUGCGAUGAUCGGUGACGACCGUGAAAUGCACGCGAUACAGGUACGGACGAAAGUACUUGAUGAAGUUGAUGACAGCCAGGGCCUCUCUCUCUUGUGCGGCGUAGGUUGGCUCGUUGCCGCGGAGCUUCCUGCUGGCGUAGGCGACUGGUCGAUCGAUGCCGACGGCUUCAUCCCGUUGCGUCAGGGCUGCACCGAUGGCAACGUCACUGGCGUCUGUCUUGAGGAUGAACGGCUUGGUGUAGUCGGGGUAGGCCAGGAUGGGGGCUCUGCAGAGGAGGCCCUUGAGCACCUCGAAAGCCGUCGUGCAUUCAUCGGUCCAGUGCUCUGAGUAGGUGUACUUCAGGUCCUUCUUCGUGAGCUCCGUCAGUGGGGCGGCGAUGUGAGCAUAUGCAGGCACGAACUUGUGGUAGUAGCCGGUCAUGCCGAGGAAGGCUCGGAUGUCCUUCUGCGUCUGCAUGGACGUGUGCUGCAUGUUCUCGAUUGCAGCGAUCUUCUCUUCCUCGGUCGCGAUGCCCUCCUUGCUCACACGGUGACCCACCAGCGAAAUCUCAGGAUAGCCGAAGUAACACUUGGCUGGUUUGAUCUUCAUGUUGUGAUCGCGCAGGCGCUCCAGCACCAGAGCCAGACGUCGCAGAUGCUCAACCCAG